This is a messenger RNA of Telopea speciosissima, 1386 nucleotides long. RefSeq lists its product as uncharacterized. The coding region runs from base 130 to 1344 and encodes 404 amino acids. NCBI's taxonomy places the organism in Eukaryota, Viridiplantae, Streptophyta, Magnoliopsida, Proteales, Proteaceae. The transcript has 6 exons. The record is from RefSeq and is a predicted model, not a curated record.
UAUGUUCAAGAGUAACUCCAACAACCCUCAGGGCUAAGGGCCGAAAGGAACAAAGCGAAAUCGCUCCAGAGAGAGAGACCGCUUGACGGCGGAACAUCCAGCGCUUCGGGAGAACCAAGUCAGAUUUGGAUGGGUUCAUAUCCGUAUGGUGUCUCUCCCUUUUUAGAGCAGCAAUGGAGGGAAGAGGUUCUUUACCUCCACUCUCUAUGGCACAAGGGACCUCCUAGAAAUCCUAACCUUAAACCCAUUUCAAAUAAUCUUGGUUCUUCCAAUUCUAUUACACAUAAAAUCAAGUCAAAUAAUCUUGGUGCCUCCAAUUCCACCACAUUCAAGAAGUGUAAAAGCAAACAAAGGGUUGCAAAGAAAAAGAAAGAUCUUAAACCUUUAGUUUCGGAGGUUGAGUGGCCAUGUGGACCAGAUCCCGAGCCAUGCCAGGAGACUGGCUGGCCUGAAUUAACUCCCAAAUCUGAUCAAGCCACCAGGCCUGCUACUGCAGAAGAACAGGCCAAAUUCACUGCACUUCACUUGCAACAGAAGGGCUUGAAAGCUUGCCAAGAUUUUUUCUCAAGCAAGGUUUGUUCAGAUGAUGAAGAGGAGGAAUUGAUGGAUGAUGAUGUUGCUGAAUCUGAAGAAUUCAAGUUUUUUCUGGGGCUUUUUACAGAUGACAGCGAUUUGAGGAGUUAUUAUGAGAAGAAUUGGGAAAGUGGGGAGUUUUGUUGUUUGGUUUGUGGUGGAUCUGGGAAGAAGGUCUGGAAGAGGUUCAAGAAUUGCGUUGCACUUGUUCAACACUCAACAGCAAUAUCAAAGACUAAGAGGAGGGCAGCACACCGAGCAUUUGGGAAGACUAUUUGUCGGGUUCUUGGUUGGGAAAUUCAUCGACUUCCGAGCAUUGUUCUGUCCUUGGAUGGGCCUCUUGGUCACUCCAUGGUCAAAGCAGAAUCUGAGGUGGGUUUAAAGGAGAAUAGUGCUCAAAAGGGAGAUCUUCACGAGAAAUUUGUAGACCUUGUCGAUGAUGAUGAUGAUGAUUAUGUCUAUGAUGAUGCUGAUGAAGAUGACGAUGACGAUGACAAUGGCAAUGAUGAUGACAAUGAUGAAGAUGAUGAUGAUGAUGGGGAGCUGGAUUCAGAGGACCACAGCAUUGGUGUCCAAAAGGAAGAUUUUCAAGGCAAAGUUGUAGACUCUCAGGCGGGUUCAAAGAAAGACGAAGAACUUCAUCAAAAGGAGCUUAUGAGUGAAACUGUUGAAAUGAAAGGGGCAUAUAGAGAGGAAGAGACAGAUUGCAGGAUGAGUAAAGAACAUGUUGCUGAGAAUCAAGAGAAAGAAGGCCUUCAAGAUGGAUUGUAAACUCUGCGGAAACCAGUGAAGGGAAAUCAAUGAAAGAUUUGC